Papaver somniferum (opium poppy) is the source of this 1447-nucleotide messenger RNA. RefSeq names its product E3 ubiquitin-protein ligase UPL5-like. NCBI's taxonomy places the organism in Eukaryota, Viridiplantae, Streptophyta, Magnoliopsida, Ranunculales, Papaveraceae. The record is from RefSeq and is a predicted model, not a curated record. Gene Ontology annotation, molecular function: ubiquitin-protein transferase activity. Gene Ontology annotation, biological process: proteasome-mediated ubiquitin-dependent protein catabolic process; positive regulation of protein catabolic process; protein polyubiquitination. The transcript has 2 exons. Bases 1 to 1440 code for a protein of 479 amino acids.
AUGUUUUAUGUGGAUUUUACGAGUUUGCUGAGGAAGCUCGACGGAUGCCUGAAAUGUUUAGACGUAGCUGUUAGGGAUGCAGGAGGUAAUUUGAAAUUCAAUAUUGGGUGGUCUUACUUUCUUUCUAUUCUGAAGGAGUUGAACAGCAUAUCUAAACUUUACGAGGACGGGGAAGAACUUCCAUCUGGUGCAUUUCGCGCAUUUCCCCUUGCAAUUAGAUAUCUUAUUUGUCACUCAAAGAGGGGUGAUGAUCAUCUAUGGCUUCUCAAGUAUGACACUGCAAUAGAUUUUGAAUCAAGGAUACAUCUGAUGGUUCUGAUGUUUCCUGAGGUAAAGGACGACAACAGAAAGCUGCAAAAAAUGCUCGUUGACAGGUCGCUCUUGUUGACAGAAUCAUUUGAGCACAUUGGUCUUGUAGAAGCAAGGUCCUUGCAUAAUGGCCUCUUCGUGGAAUUCAAGAAUGAGGCAGCUACGGGUCAUGGUGUCCUGCGGGAGUGGCUUUUCUUGGUAUGCCAAGCACUCUUUAGUUCAGAAUAUUCCCUUUUUGUAGAAUGCCCAGAGGACCGGCGCAGGUUUUUUCCCAACCCAGCACAAGUCAAACCUCAACAACUUAUGUUGUAUGCCUUCGGUGGUCGAGUUAUCGCUUUAGCCUUGAUGGAUAAAGUGAAAGUGCGCAUUGCAUUCGAUCGUGUAUUUUUCUUGCAAUUAGCGGAGGAGAAAAUAUCCAUGGAAGACAUACGAUGUGCAGAUCCCAUGAUGUAUAAGAGUUGCAAAGAUAUUUUGGAGAUGGAUGCUGACCUUGUGGAUGCAGGUGAUCUGGGGCUGACAUUUGUCAGGGAAAUAAAAGAGUUUGGAUCCAGGAAAACCGUGGAGCUGUGCCCCGGAGGGAUCGGCAUUGUAGUCAAUAGCAAGAACAGAGAGCAAUAUGUACAUCUUCUCAUUCAGCAUAUCUUUGUCAAAUCAAUCUCAGCAAAGGUUGCCUAUUUUGCUCGAGGUUUUGGUGAUAUUCUUUGUAAGCGAAGGCUGGCGAAAAACUUUUUCCGAAGUAUAGGGUUGAGAGGUCUUGAUUGUGUGUUGGAUGGGAGCGACAAACCUAUUUGUUUCAAAGAUUGGAAAGCACACGUGAAGUAUGAAGACUGCAACGAAAACGAUGAACAGAUUUGCUGGUUUUGGAAGGUUGUUGAGGAUAUGUCCAUGGAGCAGCAGAGGGAGCUUCUUUUCUUUUGGACCUCAGUGAAAUACCUUCCUGUAGUUGGUUUUUCUGGCUUGUCACAUCCUUUAACUAUCUGCAAGACAUCCUGCUCCGACGAUCACCUGCCUUCAUCCCACACAUGUUUCUACCGUUUGUCACUCCCACAUUACCCAUCUCUAGCCAUCACACAGCAGCGUCUCUCUUUAAUCUGCCAAACACAUGUAGGCUGUAGUUUUGGGUUUGGGUGAGACAUUU